AUGGAUGAAUGUAAACCUGUCAAGACUCCAGGAAUAUUGGGUGAAAAUCUUGAUGACAUAGCAUCUUCGCCACCUGUGUCGAAGACAAAAUAUCGAGAAGCAUUAGGUUCAUUGAUGUACUUAGCAACAGACACAAAGCCAGACUUAGCUUUUGCAAUAAGUAAUUUGUCAAGAUAUAAUCAAGAUCCCGGAGAGAAACACUGGAAAGCUGUAAAGAGGAUAUUUAGAUAUCUUAAAGGAACACAAAAUGCUUGUUUAGUAUAUACGUCAGAUAGUGGGAAAUUAAAUGCUACAUCAGGAUGCAAGUUGGUGUACCACUGA
Molecule: messenger RNA, 321 nt
Organism: Stegodyphus dumicola
Lineage: Eukaryota; Metazoa; Arthropoda; Arachnida; Araneae; Eresidae
Source: RefSeq, a predicted model, not a curated record